Hypomesus transpacificus is the source of this 4788-nucleotide messenger RNA. RefSeq names its product OCRL inositol polyphosphate-5-phosphatase (gene ocrl). Gene Ontology annotation, biological process: signal transduction; phosphatidylinositol dephosphorylation. Gene Ontology annotation, cellular component: cytoplasm; membrane. The record is from RefSeq and is a predicted model, not a curated record. NCBI's taxonomy places the organism in Eukaryota, Metazoa, Chordata, Actinopteri, Osmeriformes, Osmeridae. Bases 373 to 3342 code for a protein of 989 amino acids. Gene Ontology annotation, molecular function: inositol phosphate phosphatase activity; phosphatidylinositol-4,5-bisphosphate 5-phosphatase activity. The transcript is spliced from 24 exons.
CUUCAUGUUUGCUGUGAUGGGCUGGCAGUAGGGAGUCCCUACCUAGCUAGGAUUGUUCGCUCUCUUGUGACUGCAUUCCAUCCGACGGCUGGAUGUUCAGCCAAGUACCUGGACGCUAAGACAUAACGGAGAAAAGAAGAGAAGACAACAUUUAAAGGUCCUUAUACUUGUGCUAAGAGACUAAGUAGCUCGAGAUGAACUCUAGAGCUAUCUACUGUAGCUAGCUAGCUAUCCUUCCCGUACCAUCUUUCCAAUUCGUAACAGCUGAACCGUCAUUCCGGAAGGCCGGGUACAUGGGUGGGGAUUUAACUUUCCUUGUAAAACGUGUGGACAUUGUUAACUGCGAACAACGUCUAAUUCACACUUGCUAGAAUGGAUUCGUCUUUGGGCUUCAGAAUUAGUGACGAAAAAUGCUUAGCAACAGUCAGAGGACAUGAGCUGCGGGCUGGGCAGAAGGAGCCCAGGCUACUGUCCCUGAUUGAGCGCUCUGAAGAGUUUAUCUUGGGCGUGUUGGCUAACCCUGAAGCUGUAGUGUCCAGUCCUGUGCCUCAGUUGUCCAUACCCAUUAACAGUCAGUUCCACAUAGUAAGAGAGGCGGAGGAAGCUCUACUCAUUGACAUACCAGUUGAUACUUGUAUGCGGAUACGAGUGCGUGGAGAGCGAGCCCCGGAGCUGCUGCUGGAGCUGCUGGACGAUGAGCGCAGCCAGGCCUUCCUGUCCCAUGUGACCAGGGCCAAGCAGCGCGUUGAGUCCAAAACCUCGUUAUCCAGAGCAAUGGAGCCUGUUGUGCCAGCUCCCAGUAAGCCCUCGGCCCCCAUCCCUCCUCAAAGAGGGCUCCACAAGGCUGCAAAUUCCGUGGUCUCUGCAGCCCACCCCCCCAAACCUCCCAGUACACUGCCUCCUAACCUGAACAACAGCACGACAGCCAACCAUGCAAGCACAGCAGACAGACGAGACCAGGCUCUCUCCUUGGCCACAGACUUUGGCUUUGAGAACAACUUUAAGAACUCCCUCAAGGUGGAGGAGAAGAAGAACCAGCAGAAUCGCAUCGUCGCUCCCAGGGAGCCUCCCCCCGUUCCCCCUCUCCCUCCACGCAAGGCCUCCAUCAACCCCCCUAACCCUCCCCCACCCGUCCCGAGAGACAGGGCUCCGACCGUGCAGGGCAAAGACCUCAUCACACCCACCAAACAAGAAAUCAGGCCGGUUGAGCGCAGCGAGAGGUCCCAGUCUUGGAGUGACAGCCCCACCACCAACACCAUGAGGCAGGCCAUGCUGUCCAGCCAGGCGGGCCAGAGGGAGUACCUCAUCAAGCACCGCCUGGGGAAGAAGGAGAAGGAGUACGUCGACAUCCAGGAGUUCAGGUUCUUCACUGGAACGUGGAACGUGAACGGCCAGUCCCCAGACUGCAGUCUGGAGCACUGGCUGUGUUGUGACCCAGACCCGCCGGAUGUCUACGCUCUGGGUUUUCAGGAGCUGGACCUGAGCACAGAGGCAUUCUUCUAUCUGGACUCGUCCAAGGAGCAGCUGUGGGUGGAGGCCGUGCAGAGAAGCCUGCACCCCAAAGCCAACUACAAGAAGGUCUCUACCAUCAGACUAGUGGGGAUGAUGCUGGUGGUGUUUGUGAACAAGUUGCACAAGAAUCACAUCAAGGAUGUGGCGAUGGAGCAUGUGGGAACCGGAAUCAUGGGGAAAAUGGGAAAUAAAGGAGGUGUGGCGGUGCGGUUUGUGUUCCACAACACCAGUUUCUGUUUUGUCAACUCCCACCUCGCGGCUCACGUGGAGGACUUUGAGCGGAGGAACCAGGACUACAAAGACAUCUGCGCCCGAAUGAGCUUCCACCUCCUGGACUACCCUCCCAUCAGCAUCGUCAAACACGAUGUGGUGAUCUGGUUGGGGGAUCUGAACUACCGUCUGUUUGUGUACGACGCUGCUGAGGUGAAACAGCUCAUCGCUCAGAAAGAGCUGAAGAAGCUGCAGGAGUACGACCAGCUGAAUAUCCAGAGGCAGACCAGAAGGGCCUUCACAGACUUCAUGGAGGGGGAGAUCAACUUCAUCCCCACCUAUAAGUACGAUGCCAAAACCGACCGCUGGGACUCCAGUGGGAAGUGCCGUGUCCCGGCCUGGUGUGACAGGAUCCUGUGGAGGGGCAGCAACGUGAAGCAGAUGCAUUACCGCAGUCACAUGGAGCUGCAGACCAGCGACCACAAGCCUGUCAGCUCCCUGUUCAAUAUAGGGGUGAAGGUGGUUAACGAGCAGCGCCACAAGAAAGUCUUUGAGGAGAUUGUGCGCAUGAUGGACAGGAUGGAGAACGACUUCCUGCCGUCUCUGUCGCUGAGCCACAGAGAGUUCACCUUUGAGAACAUCAAGUUCCGGCAGCUGCAGAGAGAGCGCUUUGUGAUCACCAACGACGGCCAGGUCCCCUGUCACUUCCUCUUCAUCCCCAAGCUCAACGACACCCAGUACUGCAAGCCCUGGCUCCGGGCUGAGCCCAGCGAAGGCUUCCUGGAGCCCAACGAGACCCUGGAGAUCUACCUGGAGGUGUACGUCAGCAAGGACUCGGUCACGCUGCUCAACUCUGGAGAGGACUCCAUCGAGGACAUCCUGGUGCUCCACCUGGACCGGGGCAAGGACUACUUCAUCACCAUCUCCGGCAACUACCUGCCUAGCUGUUUCGGCACCUCGCUGGAGACCCUGUGUCGCAUGAAGAAGCCCAUCAGGGAGAUCCCCAUCACCAAGCUCAUCGACCUGGGAGACGACAGCUUCAUGGAGAAGGAGAGGUCCAAGGUGAGCUUCCUCAUGGUGGACAGUGCUGGGCCUGAGGACAAGCCCCUGAAGAUCCCCAAGGAGGUGUGGCUACUGGUCAACCACCUCUUCACCAAGUCCUGCCAACAGGAGGACCUGUUCCAGACCCCGGGCCUGCAGGAGGAGCUGCAGAGCAUCAUUGACUGCCUGGACACCAGCAUACCAGACUCCAUUCCUGGUUGUAACCACUCGGUGGCCGAAGCCCUGCUCAUCUUCCUGGAGGCCCUGCCUGAGCCUGUGUUGUGCUACGAGCUCUACCAGCGCUGCCUGGAGUGCUCUCACGACAGCCGACUUUGCAAACAGCUGAUUUCCCAGCUGCCCCGAGCGCACCGCAACGUGUUCCGCUACCUGAUGGCUUUCCUCAGGGAGCUGCUCAAGUAUUCACUCAACAACAACCUCACUGCCAGCCUCAUAGCAACUCUUUUUGCCAGCCUCCUCAUCCGACCCCCGCCCAAACUAGUGGCCCGACAGACUCCCCAGGACCGCCAGAGAGCCAUCGACUUCAUCCUGGGCUUCCUCAUGGCGGGAGACGAGGAGUGAGGGAGGACGGAUGGGGGGGGGGGGGGGGGGGGGGGGGUCAUAGGUCGGGAAGGGGUCAGACAUAGCCCGUGGCUUGUGGCUCAGGUGACCUGAAUGGGACUUCUAGGACAUGAAGCGCGUGUGUGACUGUCAUUUGACACUCUCGGUGACAGUGGCGGGAGGACAGUACUUUGGAGCCUCUCUCUCUCUCACAGACUGUUGCGGCAUCCAAGACCUGAAACUCAGUCAAACCUGGCAGCGUUCUUGAGACCCUCUCCUCCCUCUGCCUGCUACUGCUCACUGUGCUCCUGCUGGACCCACGCUCCUCCAGACCCAUCCCUAGGCCCCCUGUGCUGCCCCAAUGGACCUAGACCUCUUAAAUACGGAGUCACUUGUCCCUAAAUGACCCCCCUUCUCCCUGUAACCUAUAUACCCUCAGUGGGAUGUUUCAUGCCAAAACUCAAAAACACUGUCCCAAGGUUGUAUGAAUGUGAGAAGGGGUAGGCUAUUGCUGCAUCCUUCGAAGCUCAGCGAAUGAUAAUUCACUACACUAAAGAGAGGAGACUCCCAGAUGGCCAUUCAGAAUUAUUAUCAUGGAACUGUCUAAUGGAUCUCCUUUAAAUGUUUUACCCUGGGCUACUCUUCUGUACGCAAUGAUGUUGGAAGGAAGAAAAUCCAGAUUCAAUUUGAUUGGGUGUUCUAAAGAUAUCCAGCCAGGGUAGAUGGACUUUCCCCUCAUGAACAAAAAAUUGACAAUCGGGACACUUGGGAGAAGUCAAACCAUGUUGAGAUGUUGAUUUUCAGUGGGAUAUCCGCUGUAGUAAUAACAGUUUAAUGUUAUUUAUUUUUCUUCCUCUACUAUUUUUGCAGCAUCUUUAUAGUUUUAAUUUCUUACUCUGCUUAAUGAGGUUUACUUCAUAUUUUCUCUUCUAAAAUACCCUGUUAUCGAUAUCCUUUUGGCAUCUUAACACUCAUACUUUUAAAGUCAUCAUGUAACACAAGGUAAACAUAUGCCCUAGUUCUAUGUUACUGUACCGUGAGCCUUAUGAGUUAGGAAAUAAUGGAAGCGUAUUCUGUUGAGGUGUUUUACAACUGUGAUCCAACACUCCAUCACACUAAAUCCCAGUCGGCAAGCGCAGAGUGACGAGUCAUCACUGCCGCGUCCAGAUGCUGUUUCUUAAAUGUAUAGAAUCCUUCACAAAGCGAUGAUCUCGAUGUCUUAAUUGGUGUGUGUAUAUAUUGUGACCAUUGUCCCUAUUAGACCUCUGUGGGUGUUUGACUCUGCUGUUGCCUCUUGCUGUGAUGGUGCGAUGUGUGUCCUUGUGUCUUUAGAAUGUGUCAUAUGUUCAUCAUGCAGGUGGUACCCUAUCUGUGUGUAUGUGUGUCUUCAUGUGUUUGUUUACAGCUUUUCGCUUCCUGCUGCCUCCUGUGCUAUAAACUGAGCCUUUCGUACACGUCAACGCUUUU